AUGUCUACGGACCUGGUCGAUGAACGGAGCAGUCGGGUCUCGGGACCUGUCUUCAAAGUUCGUCUCACUCUUUCACUUAUGCAGACCGGGGAGUGCUAUGGGAACUUACUGGAAUGUCAUUUCGUCCAGUUGACGUUAUUCCGUCGACUACUGAUUGAUGACUUCCUCAUUAUCCUUGCAUGGGUCAUUAUCUUCGCAGCAGCAACAAUCUGGCAAGUUGAACGCAAGGUUCUCUAUGAGCUAUAUACGAUCACAGCUGGGCGUGAGGCUUUCGAGCCCGCUUUUCUGCCCCGAUACAACGAGUUCAUCAGCAAGAUUAAAAGUCUUUGGAUCUGGUGGUUCGUCAUUGUAUCUUGUACUGCGGCUGUCUACAUCGCGUCGGUCGGCGGCAUCGAAUACAAAUGCAGCUUCGGAGGAAUCGAAUACAUUAUCGGCAAGAGACUAUAA
Penicillium argentinense is the source of this 447-nucleotide messenger RNA. RefSeq lists its product as uncharacterized. The record is from RefSeq and is a predicted model, not a curated record. NCBI's taxonomy places the organism in Eukaryota, Fungi, Ascomycota, Eurotiomycetes, Eurotiales, Aspergillaceae. The transcript is spliced from 3 exons. The coding region runs from base 1 to 447 and encodes 148 amino acids.